AUGUUUCGCCUGCGAGGGGUUGUAACCCCAAUAGUGAGGCCGUCUCUUUCAACGAGACCUCGGCUUACCAGCCCGGGCCUUUUCGCCUUCGGCCGACGCACUGUAGCUCCCGUACGACUGACCAGCAGAGUAUGGGAAAGCACCGCCAGUUCUCCAAAGUCUGGAGAAAAGGAGGAUGGUCAUAUCGCAGUCAAUUCCAACGAGUCGAUUCUCUUCUUUGACAAUAUCUUCCCUCUGAAACUAAGCACCAUUCUAAACAGGCCAUGGAAAACCAAUCAUGAUGUGGCCGACUUGCUGCAACGCUUUGAGAGCUCAAGCUUGGGGACUCUGGAUCCCAUUAGGCUUGUCAAGACUGCUAUCCCGCAAGACAUGGGCAUGAAGGUCACUGAGAUUAACCCGCGACUGAAGGAUGGUGGUGCCUUCGUGAAAUUUGAGCAUGAGGCUUCUUUGGACCCGGCAGAGAUUGAGCAGACUCUUACGGAUAAACUCAAAGCAAAUCCUCUGAGACCUUGGUUCAGCCCGUUCCGCGGGAUUCAGGCGCGUCUUGUGCGGGGAACGCCUUGGCUAGAGGACCUCUAUAGGUAUCCCUCAAGCUACGUCAGGGUCGAAUUUGUCACCAAUGAGCCAGGCACAACUCCGCAAGAGCUGUCAGAAGAGACACUGUAUCAACUUUUCAGAAAAUACGGCAAGAUUGCUGAUAUCAUUCCACAGCCACAAGAUAGCAAAGUGACGCCAAGAUAUGCUCAUCUAAGCUUCCCCUUGCUGAGAGAUGCUAUUAUGGCUCGUAAUUGUAUGCAUGGAUACAUCGUGGGAGAGACCCUUGGGGGUGGGUUGAAUGGAACCCGACUGCGGAUGUCCUAUGAUAAGCGUCCCAAAACAAACAGUAUUUGGGACUGGCUCACGAAUCACCCACGCAUCGUUAUCCCUGUCCUGGCUGCUCUCCUAGCCGGCAUUUCGGUCAUCAUUUUUGAUCCGAUCCGCCAAUUCUUCGUCAAGCUACACAUCCAGCAUUCAUUUCAGCUAUCAGACUACAAGAUAUACAAGUGGUUCAAAUCCCAAACCGACAAUUUCAAUAUUGGAAGGCAAAACACACAGCGCGAUGAUCUGAAAACUGUUUGGAAACAUCGCAGCGACCUCAUUUCUCAACUGCAAGGUUGGCUUGAUGGCUCUUCGGAUACUUUCAUUGUCGUCAUGGGUCCAAAGGGUUCCGGGAAGAAAGAAAUGGUUAUGGACCAGGGCCUGAAAGGCAGGAAGAAUAUCCUUACCAUUGAUUGCCGUCCUAUCAUUGAGGCUAGGGGAGAGGCUGGCACCAUUCGUAAACUCGCGAAUGCAGUCGGGUACCGACCCGUUUUCUCCUGGGCGAACAGUAUCAGCAGUCUUGUGGACCUGGCUGUUCAAAGCACGACUGGUGUCAAGGCCGGGUUUUCCGAGACUCUUGAGUCUCAACUCACCAAGAUCCUUUAUACUACAAGUGCAGCGCUGAAGGAUGUUGCUCUAUCGAGACGAACAAAGAAGGAUAAGGACGCAGAUCUAUCCGAUGAUGCCUACUUAGAUUCUCACCCGGAAAAGAGACCAAUCCUUGUCAUUGACAACUUUUUGCACAAGGCAGACGAUCAGGCUGUGGUCUACGAGAAGAUUGCGGAGUGGGCGGCGUCUAUUGUUCAAAACAAGAUAGCCCACGUCGUAUUUCUCACAAAUGAUUCCUCCUUUACCAAACCGCUCUCCAAAGCGCUACCGGAUCGAGUUUUGCGGGAACUUUCUCUGGGCGAUCUCGAUCCCAAGGUUGCUAGAAAUUUCGUCCUCGGCCGCUUGAAUGACCACGAGGAAGAAGUGGCCGAAAAUGAGAGUGACGAAAAGGAUGGCCAGCCUCUCAAGCAACGCAAGAUCGAUUAUAGGGGCUUGAACACCAGUAUUGAGACCAUGGGAGGUCGGCUGACAGAUCUUGAGUUCUUGACUCGUCGUAUCAAGGCUGGACAAUCCCCCCAGGAAGCACUUGAAGAAAUCGUUGACGAGAAUGCCACUGACAUUGUCAAGAUCUUCUUACGUGGAAAGAAUGGCGACGAUGAGAAGAAAUGGUCAGUCCAGCAGGCCUGGCAUCUUAUCAAGUCUCUUUCCCAGGGACCUAGUCUCCGCUACAACGAAGUCGUUCUUUCCGCUCCGUUCUCUUCAUCUCUUUCACCAGGGGCCAAAGAUGCCGAGGCUGCCCUCGAAGGCUUGGCCAACGCAGAACUCAUCUCAAUCGGGUAUCACCUGGGACGGCCACAGACCAUCAAAGCCAGCAAGCCUCUGAACCAAGCUGCGUUCCAGCUUAUUCUCAAUGACACUGUACUCAGGGCCAAAAUGGAGCUUGCUAAUCUUACCGAGAUGUCAAAGGUUGAGGCAAAGACCAUCGAAACUGCGGAGACUGAACUCUCACUCCUGGGACACCUUCCCAAGCAAACCCGCGAAACAUCUUUGCGGGUCUCAUACCUCCUGAAGAAACUGGAAUCCAGCCAGCAAAAGAUCACAGACUUGGAGAGGGAAAUGGGCGAGUUGAAGCAAGUCCUGAGGCAGGAGCAUUAG
This is a messenger RNA of Clonostachys rhizophaga, 2562 nucleotides long. The record is from the annotation of a GenBank genome assembly. Lineage: Eukaryota; Fungi; Ascomycota; Sordariomycetes; Hypocreales; Bionectriaceae.